AAUAUAUAGAUCAUCACAUAUCUCAUCAAGAUAGCUGUUAUCAUCUCAAACAAGAUAGUUGCUAGCUAUUGAGCUACUGUAUGCUGCUGAGAAUGAGUGUCCUUGUAUUGUGUAUGAGCUGCCUAUGUCUAUGGCUGGGGAAGCUCAGUGUACUGGUGUCUGCAGACUAUGUGGUACAAGUGGAGAUGGUCUCCUACAGUCAUCCAUCCAAUACACGCUCUAGUGGUCAAUGUUGUGAUUCAAGAAGUCGUGAAGAAUGUAGCGGAGAGGAGCGCUGUGACACCUACUUCAUCUACUGCCUGAUGCAACGUGCCAGUACUGAUAGAAGAUGUCCCAAUAAUGAAGCCCGAGAUACUCUAGUCAGUAGCGUUAUCCUUGAUGGGGCAGACAUUGAAUUCUCACAACGUAAUGUAUUUGGACUCCCUAAUCCAUUCAAUCUGACUGGAAUAUUGACAGCCUGGGAGGGAGCUCAACUUUACAUACAAGUGAGUGAUUCUGAUAGCAGAUCAGAUAAUCUUAUUGCAAGAUAUCGAUUUGACCUUAGUCUUUCAAUGGAAUCGACAGAGUUAUUUUCUGCCUCAUCAAGUACCGAGGCAGUUAUCACUCUGAGGGCUACUGUGCUGUGUGCUCCAUUCUACUCAGGAAGCAAUUGUGACAUCUUCAAUCACUGUGAGUCUAAUGCUGUCACAUGCAGUGACCGAGGAUUGUGUACAAACGACCUUGAUUUUUACACGUGUGUCUGCAAUGUUGGCUACACUGGUACUGAUUGUGAGGUGGAUAUUGAUGAUUGUGAGGGGCAGAGCUGCAGUGGAAAUGGUGACUGUAUGGAUGAGGUCAACUCUUACACCUGUGUCUGCAAUGCUGGCUACACUGGUGCUGAUUGUGAGGAUGAUAUUGAUGAUUGUGAGGGGCAGAGCUGCAGUGAAAAUAGUGUUUGUAUGGAUAAUGUCAACUCUUUCACCUGUGUCUGCAAUGCUGGCUAUACUGGUGCUGAUUGUGAGGUGGAUAUUGAUGAGUGCUUGCUAAUGGAGAGGGUAUGCAGUGGUCAUGGUAACUGCUCUCAUGGAAUAACCACCAUCACCUGCUCAUGUGAUCCUGGUUACACUGGAAAGAGAUGUGAGACUGAUAUUGAUGAUUGUGUGAACAUAAAAUGCAGUGGACAAGGCAACUGUACUGACAGAGUUGACGGCUUUGAUUGUGAUUGUUUCCCUGGUUACACUGAUACCAUUUGCCAGACUGACAUUGAUGAAUGUGAUGGAAUAAACUGUAGUGGAAAUGGUGGUUGUGUUGACAUGGUGAACAUGUUCCUAUGUGACUGUGAACCUGGCUACACUGGUGCUGAUUGUGAGACCAACAUUGAUGAUUGUGUGAAUAGGAACUGCAGUGGAAAUGGUGUGUGUGUGGAUGGUAUCAACUCGUUCAGUUGUGAGUGUGUGUCUGACUUCACUGGAGAGAUGUGCAACACUACACUGUCCGCAGCGUUGCGUGGUGGUGCUCCAGGGGAUCUGAUAGGAGGAAUGGUGGGAGGUCUCCUAGUGCUGAUGCUGAUACUCCUGCUCCUGAUAGUGGUCGUGGUGGUGUGUGUGCGGAGGAGAGCUCAGAGAAAGACCAUUCAAGACGCUCACUCGCAAGGAGACACCAUUUCCUACAUACCAGGAGACAACCCAGUGUAUGGGAUUCCUGAGAACAGAACAAACACCAUCACUUCAAAAACAGAAGCUGAGUUUGACAACCCAAUAUAUGGCAGCCAAGAAUCACUCAACGAUGCAGAACUGAUCAAUUCAAUUUAUGGAGAUGCAGAUUUUGAAGACGUACCUUAUAAACUGGCCCCUGCAGUAUCAGACUAUGAGACACCUAGUACCUGUGUACUCAGUGUACUGGUGUCUGCAGACUAUGUGGUACAAGUGGAGCUGGUCUCCUACAGUCAUCCAUCCAAUACCCGCUCUGAUGAUGGUCAAUGUUGUGAUCCAACCAACAAUGGUGUAGCAUGUAUGGGAGGGAACCGCUGUGACACCUACUUCAUCUACUGCCUGAUGCCACGUACCAGUACUGCUACAAGGUGUCCCAAUAUAGUUACUGAUCCCGGAUUUACUGUAGUUAGUACCUUGAUUGAUGAUGGGGAUAACAUUGAUUCCUUACAUCCUCGUGUAUUCAAUCUGACUGGAAUAACGACAGCCUGGGAGGGAGCUCAGUUUUACAUACAAGUGCUGGAUUAUGAUAACGGACCAGUUGAUGUUAUUGUAAGAUAUCGAUUUGAUUUAAGUCUCUCAGUUGGAUUCACAAACACAUUAAUGAGUACAUCAAAUACCGGGCCUUCUAUCACUCUGAGAGCUACUGUGCUAUGUGCUCCAUUCUACUCUGGAAACAGUUGUGACAUCUUCGAUCACUGUGAGUCCGGAUCCAAUGCUGUCACAUGCAGUAACCAAGGAACGUGUGUGAAUGGACUUACUAGUUUCAUUUGCAACUGUAACCCUCCCUACAUCGGUGAAAACUGUGAGCGUCAAAACUUUUGCUUUGACAGAAAUUGCAAUGGGAGAGGAACGUGUGCAAACGCCCUUGAUUCUUACACCUGUGGUUGUAAUGCUGGCUACACUGGUGCUGAUUGUGAGGAUGAUAUUGAUGAGUGCUUGCUAAUGGAGAGGGUGUGCAGUGACCAUGGUAACUGUUCUCAUGGAAUAGCCACCUUCACCUGCUCAUGUGAUCCUGGCUACACUGGGCAGAGAUGUGAGACUGACAUUGAUGAUUGUGAUGGAAUAAACUGUAAUGGAAAUGGUGGUUGUGUUGACAUGGUGAACAUGUUCCUAUGUGACUGUGAACCUGGCUACACUGGUCCUGAUUGUGAGACCAACAUUGAUGAUUGUGUGAAUAGGAACUGCAGUGGAAAUGGUGUGUGUGUGGAUGGUGUCAAUUCGUUCAGUUGUGAAUGUGAGUCUGACUUCACUGGAGAGAUGUGCAACACUACACUAUCUGCAGUGUUGCGUGGUGCUCCAGGGGAUCUGAUAGGAGGAAUGGUGGGAGGUCUCCUAGUGCUGAUGCUGAUACUCCUGCUCCUGAUAGUGGUCGUGGUGGUGUGUGUGCGGAGGAGAGCUCAGGGGAAGACCAUUCAAGACACUCACUCGCAAGUUGACAACAUUUCCUAUAUUCCAGGAGACAACCCAGUGUAUGGGAUUCCUGAGAACAGGACUAAAAGAACAAAUACAUUCACUUCAGAAACAGCAGCAGAGUUUGACAACCCGAUAUAUGGCAGCCAGGAAUCACUCAACGAUGCAGAACUGGUCAAUUCAAUUUAUGGAGAUGCAGAUUUCGAGGACGUACCUUAUGAACUGGCCCCUGCAAUAUCAGACUAUGAGACACCUAGUACCUGUGUAUGACAAUGUACAGAAACUGAGCAGUACAGCCAGCUUUUAGUUUUUAUUUAAUCAGUACUGCAGUUAGAUCAAAGCUAUCUAACUGCAGCACUCUAAGUCUUACUUGCCGUCUAUGAAUGGUAACUCAACUUUUCAAGGUAUUGUCCGGAUAUUUGUAAUAUUAAAGUACUGGAGUGUCUGUUGUAUUAGAACAACG
Molecule: messenger RNA, 3564 nt
Organism: Halichondria panicea
Lineage: Eukaryota; Metazoa; Porifera; Demospongiae; Suberitida; Halichondriidae
Product: neurogenic locus Notch protein-like
Exons: 9
Coding region: 81-3371 (1096 amino acids)
Molecular function (GO): calcium ion binding
Source: RefSeq, a predicted model, not a curated record